AUACGUUUGGCUAAAGAACAAUGUAUCAAAAAUGCUGCUCAUUGUGCAUUCGAAUUCUCACCGAAAUUACAAUCGGCUCUUAAACGUACGGUCAGUUUGCCUACUUCACUGGCCACUCUUUCGUUUCUUACGUUUCCUAGGGCAUUUGCUCGUUCAGGACAAGCUUAA
Dentiscutata erythropus is the source of this 168-nucleotide messenger RNA. Lineage: Eukaryota; Fungi; Glomeromycota; Glomeromycetes; Diversisporales; Gigasporaceae. The record is from the annotation of a GenBank genome assembly.